CCCGCUCCCUUCUUUUGCGGCCCGCAGAAGCUGUGAAAUUGGAGAGGGCUGCGCGCGCUUGCUCUGUUGGGAAGAAGAGGGUGAACCUCAGAGCAUUCACCGGCUUUUCAUCGGGGAUUCCCGGUGACGCCUGGUAGGAGUGGAGAGCUACUUCGUCGCAACACGCACGCACCACCCACAAACAGACACGGAGAGAGAGAGAGAUAUAAACCCCCUGCGCGUGAAAAGAAGAGCUGAGCUGCGAUAGCCGCGAGCCCAUUGAAAUGGCGGAGACGCAGGUGGUGGUGGUGAUGUCGUGCUUGGCCGCUUUGACUUGGCUGCAGAAGGUUGAAUCUCCAUCACUUCGAGUCCACUGCGAUCCUGCAGAAUUCCCAUAUUCUGGGAUUUGUUGCAAACGCUGUCCUGCGGGUACCUUUGUUGAGGAGUUCUGUACUGUUCCACGAACACAGGGAAGAUGUGAAUUCUGUAUAGAUGGAGAAACGUAUACUGACCAUGAAAAUGGUUUAGCCCACUGCUUCCCGUGUAGUGUCUGCAAAUCUGGUUUCAAAAUGAUAGCACCUUGCACCAGUAAGAAGAACACUGAAUGUCAGUGCAAUGAUGGUUAUUUCUCUCAAGGCUGUGAGGAGUGUAUGAAAUGCAGGACACAGUGUCCUGAAGGACAGGUGGUAAUGAAAAGCUGCAAUGCCACAACAGAUAUGAAAUGCGGAUCACAUUUCCAGAAACUUCAGAUUCCUUUUCCAAGCAUUUACAUCGGGAUUGGUGUUUCAAUUGGAGUGGUUUUCUUGGCAAUUGUCAUCAUUGGUUGUUUAGUUUACUGCAUGUAUAAAAGGAGAAAAUCUAAAGGAAUGAAAGAAUCCAGAGACAACUUGAUAUCUGAUAAUGAGAAUAAAAACUCUAAAACUGAAGCCUCUGCUCCUCCUCAGGACAGACUGCCUGAAACUGCGGAGGGAGAGGAUUUGGAGAUGAGGGAACAAGACUCUUUCCUUCCAAAUAGGCCAUCUGUGUCAUCAUCACUUGAGGCUGCUUGUUCAAAUGGGCAGUCCAGUGGAGGGAAUAAUGUACAGAGCUCUAACAAUCCUGCAGUAAGGUUUAAUACUUCCUGUAAGGAAAAAUUGGAGAAGACUUAUUUUAAAACAACGGACAGAGUGUUACCACAUUAUUGGCAAAGACUUAUGAGGGAAUGUGGCUUAUCAGAAAUUGACCUAGAGAACAUAAAACUUGAUAAUGCUCAACAUUCUAAUGAACAGCGUCAUCAGAUGUUAAGAACUUUGCGAGACAGGAAUGGAGUUGUUCCUGCUUUUAAUAAAAUACUUGACAGCCUGAAAGAAAUGCAUCUUAAUGGUAUUUAUGAAAAUAUAAUGAAUGAACUAAUAAGUGAACAUUUAAUAAUAAAUGCGACUGAAGACUAAUUUAGCUUUUAUUUCUUUAUUUUUGACUAUGCAAAAACCGGACAGAGAAGAGUCUUCUCUGAAAAGGGACUUUUUAUGCAUCAAUUUACUUUAGUGCAUUUUCCCUUGGCUGAAGAUGUGUAAACUGACAACACAGUUGUUGAACUUUUGGGAAAUAAAAUGCUGCAUAUCUGAGUGGGUAAAUUUUGCAACAUUCAAACUUUACAAUGGAUAAUACAACAACCAAUAAGAGCUUGGUCAGUGUUUGGAAAUUACAGGUUUUUAUGUGAUUCUGUACUGUCCUCUAUAAAAAUGCUAUUGUAACCAAAAUUCAGUAUUCAAUAUUACGUGAACUGCUAACAUACAGCAGGCUGAAGCUGGAUACAGUAGUUUUCUAUGGAAUCACAAUCGUCUAACCUGUUGGGUAAGUGGAAUUUGACUGUGUAAAACUAUGUAAAUAAAUCAGGCAGGAACUGUGUUCGCAUUUGCUACUAUAGUAUGAAAUGACUGAUUGAUUGCAAUACUUCAUUUGUGAUCUUAAAUACAAAGAGUGUGCUGCAUCAUACUCUGCAACUUUUUGUACAUAUUUUCUAAUAAAAAAUUACUUCUGAUUCCUUUA
Molecule: messenger RNA, 2007 nt
Organism: Thamnophis elegans (Western terrestrial garter snake)
Lineage: Eukaryota; Metazoa; Chordata; Lepidosauria; Squamata; Natricidae
Product: tumor necrosis factor receptor superfamily member 10A-like
Biological process (GO): positive regulation of apoptotic process; TRAIL-activated apoptotic signaling pathway
Cellular component (GO): plasma membrane; cell surface
Molecular function (GO): protein binding
Source: RefSeq, a predicted model, not a curated record